Pecten maximus is the source of this 3938-nucleotide messenger RNA. Its product is annotated as transformation/transcription domain-associated protein-like. Gene Ontology annotation, biological process: DNA repair; regulation of DNA-templated transcription. The record is from RefSeq and is a predicted model, not a curated record. NCBI's taxonomy places the organism in Eukaryota, Metazoa, Mollusca, Bivalvia, Pectinida, Pectinidae. Gene Ontology annotation, cellular component: SAGA complex; NuA4 histone acetyltransferase complex; nucleus. Bases 615 to 3938 code for a protein of 1107 amino acids. The transcript is spliced from 24 exons. Gene Ontology annotation, molecular function: transcription coregulator activity; protein binding.
UUUCUCCCUACAGAACCUACAGCGCAUCCUUAUUCUGUGUUUCUACCUCGCUCACUUCGUUGUUAUUUCUCCCUACAGAUCCUACAGCACAUCCUUAUCCCGUGUUUCUACCUCGCUCACUUCGUUGUUAUUUCUCCCUACAGAACCUACAGCGCAUCCUUAUUCUGUGUUUCUACCUCGCUCACUUUGUAUUUAUUUCUCCCUACAGAUCCUACAGCACAUCCUUAUCCCGUGUUUCUACCUCGCUCACUCCGUUGUUAUUUCUCCCUACAGAACCUACAGCGCAUCCUUAUUCUGUGUUUCUACCUCGCUCACUUCGUUGUUAUUUCUCCCUACAGAUCCUACAGCACAUCCUUAUCCCGUGUUUCCACCAGGUGUUUGAGGGUGGUGACGGUGAGAAACUGAUUGGCGGGCCCCCAGCUCCAGACCAGGACAACAUGGAGAAUAUCAUCAGUGUCUUUAUCAACAAAAUCAUCGACCCCGACAACCCAUUUGGGACGUCCGAUGCCGUCAGGAUACUCUUACUUCAGCUGUCGUCGCUACUGGUGGAGCAGGCGUCAUCUCACAUACACGACGCUGCUAAUAAGAAACAAGGGAACAAACUCCGCUGACUGAUGACCUUCGCCUGGCCUUGUCUGCUGUCCAAAAAAUGUGUCGACCCGGCCACAAAGUACCAUGGCCACCUUCUACUGUCGCAUAUCAUUACUAAGUUUGCCAUCCACAAGCCAAUCGUUCUUCAGGUGUUUCACAGUUUACUAAAGGCACAUGCUGUAGAAGCACGCACUGUUGUGAGACAGGCCCUCGAGAUCCUCACACCAGCCAUGCCAGGACGCAUGGAGGACGGAAAUGGAAUGUUGACCCACUGGACUAAGAAGAUCAUCGUAGAGGAGGGACACACAGUAGCUCAGCUUGUCCACAUACUACAAUUAGUGGUACGUCAUUUUAAAGUGUACUACCCAGUCCGCCAUCAUCUAAUCCCACACAUGGUCAACUCUCUACAUAAACUCAGCUUCACUUCAAGUGCGUCUAUUGAGCACCGUAAGCUGGCAGUAGACUUGGCUGAGGUAGUCAUUAAAUGGGAGAUACAGAGGAUCAAGGACAACCAGGAUCCGUCGUUUGUAGAACUAGCCGGACAGGAACUGAGUCAAGCUCUAACCCAGAACCUCCCAGUUAAACGAUCAACAUCUGACUCGCCUCAGGAGGCCAAGAGAUCACGUCACUCCUCAGGAGCGAGUACACGGAGUCAGUCGGACCUUACUAAGCCCAUUGAGAAGAAUUACUGUGAUGCUGUUGUGAAUUUCUUACUGCGAAUAGCAUGUCAGGUAAAUGAGACACCGGGAUCCCCGGGAGAAAUUUUAUCUCGGCGAUGUGUUGGAUUACUGAAGAUGGCGCUACGCCCUGAUAUCUGGCCGAGCACCGAGCUGAAACUUGUCUGGUUUGAUAAGUUAUUGACAACUGUUAAGAACCCUCUACCUAAUUUCAACAAUAUCUGUACCGCCCUGGAGCUGUUGAGUUUUCUUCUCACAAUACUGAAAAAGGAGACAAUUCUGACAAGCUUUAAACCCCUCCAGCGUGGGAUAGCUGCCUGUAUGACGUGUCCUAACACCAAAGUUAUACGGGGUGUACACAGUCUACUGUCCCGUCUCAUGAGCUUUUUCCCCACGGAGCCUGUCACCUCCAAUGUGGCCUCCAAGUAUGAAGAACUGGAAUGUUUAUAUGCCUGUGUCAGCAAGGUUGUGUACGAGGGACUUACGAAUUAUGAAAAGGCGUCAACUGGCUCUCCGUCUCAACUGUUCAGCACACUGAUGAUCCUGAAGGCGGCCUGUAUGCACAAUCACUGUUACAUAGACAGACUCAUCACAACAUUCAUGAAGGUUCUACACAAGAUGGCGCGAGAACACCUGGUCCCCACCUCCCCCGAAUCUAGUCCAGUUGCCAGUGAGCUGAUGAUUCUGAGUCUUGACCUGGUGAAGAACAGGGUCGGGGUGAUGAGUCUGGAGAUGAGAAAGAGCUUCAUCGGACAAAUCCUUGUUGGUCUCAUUGAGAAGACGACUGAUGCCAAAGUGAUGAAAGCUAUUACUAAAAUGGUGGAGGACUGGGUCAAAACCAAGACACCUAUAGCUAUUAACCAGUCGCCCAGUAUCCGAGAAAAAGCCAUACUGUUGGUGAAACUUAUGCAGCAUGUGGAGAAACGGUUCCCUGACGAACAAGAACUGAACGCCCAAUUCCUGGAACUAGUCAACUAUAUCUACCGUGACGAAAGCCUCAGCGGCACAGAGCUAACAUCCAAACUGGAGUCCGCCUUUCUCAGUGGUCUACGCUGUAACCAACCCACUAUCAGGCACAAAUUUGUUGAGGUAUUUGAGAAUUCAAUUCCACGCCGGAUGUUUGACCGUCUCCUCUAUAUCACCUGUACACAAAACUGGGAGGCCAUGGGCACUCACUUCUGGAUCAAACAGUGUGUGGAGUUACUUCUGUCGGUGGCUAUGAAUGGCCACAGCAUCCAGAGCUCCUCGUCCCUGAACCUGUUACCAUCAGCCAGCUCCAUUGUGAAUUUAGCAGACAGCCAGGACCGUGCGGCCUUCCAGACCAUCAUGAAGAUGAAGGAAGAACCGAUGGAUGUAGAAUCCGUGGACUCCAACAAAGAGGAGGAGGAGAUAGACAUGGAGUUAAGUGGAGUGUCAUCAGACGAGAGUAUUCCCAAGGAACCGCCCAAAAAGGAGAACCUGGACCCUCGUCAGAACAUCAAUACUCUGUUACAGCGUCAGGCGAAAUUCCUAGAGAGUUGUCGCGAGGUCAAGACUGUGUCGUAUCUAAAUGCCCUGUCCCAGCUGUGCCACACCUCCACAGACCUGGGCCACGCCUCCUGGGUGGACUCUUUUCCACAGAUCUGGAAAAUUCUCUCCGACAAACAACAACAGAUGUUAGGAGGAGAGCUGAUACCGUUUAUGUGUAGUGGAAGUCAUGUUAUACAGAAAGACUGCCAUCCAUCUUCUAUACACACAUUCCUGGAGGGACUGUCCCACUGUGUCCCCCCGGUACACAUACGUCCCUGUGUCCUCAAGUACCUGGGUCGGACCCACAAUCUAUGGCACAGAGCCUGUCUCCAACUGGAACAGAUUGCAUUUGAGAAUAGUCCAAGUCUUCAGGUGAAAAACCGUCCGGUCAGCGAGUACGAGUUUGAACCGGUCACUUCCCCACAACAGGAGACAUUGGACGGCCUCUGUGAGCUCUACUCUCUACUCAAAGAAGAAGACAUGUGUGCUGGUCUGUGGCAGAAACGAGCCAAGUUUGCUGAGACAAACAUUGCUCUAUCUUAUGAACAACAUGGCUUCUUUGAACAGGCUCAGGCCUCUUAUGAACAGGCGAUGAGUAAAGCACGUUCUGACCACAACUCCGGCCCUGCAUCCCCGUCCGUCCUGCCUGAGUACCGACUGUGGGAGGAGCGUUGGAUACGGUGCUCUAAGGAGCUGAACCAGUGGGACCUAUUGAAGGAGUAUGCCGGGGCCAAGGGUAACACCAAUCCUCACCUUGUCCUUGAGAGUGCCUGGCGGGUCCCUAACUGGGCGCUCAUGAAGGAUGCCCUAGCUCAGGUCGAGUUGUCCUGCCCAAAAGAAAUGGCCUGGAAGGUUAACCUGUAUCGCGGAUACAUUGCCAUAUGUCAACCUGAUGACCACCAUCUCAACACUGUCACCAUGAUUGAGAGACUGGUAGAGGUGUCCAGUAACCUGGCUAUCAAGGAAUGGCGACGUUUGCCCAGCAUUGUUUCUCAUAUCCAUGUUCCCCUGUUACAGGCCGCUCAACAAAUCAUGGAGUUACAGGAGGCUGCCCAGAUAAACCAGGGACUCCAGCCGGCCAACAUCACCCGCAGCUCCAGUCUCCACGACAUGAAGGCCAUUGUCAAAACAUGGAGAAAUCGUCUGCCGAUGAUCUCCUGA